AUGGCCCCAACAUCGACGUACGAUUUCGAUACUUCUGUGUCCAGAUCAGCCUUUGGAGCCGGGACAAAAUUGGAAGCAGGCAUCUACGUUCCGACCGUGGCUUUCUUCAAAGACGAUGAGGAAGUAGAUAUUGAGACGACGCGCAAGCAUGCUCUAAAAUUGGCCAGCAGCGGCAUAAAAGGCAUAGUCACACAUGGUUCGAACGGAGAAGCCGCACAUUUGAGCCACGAGGAACGUGUGCUCAUCACCCAGACGACCAGGAAAGCUCUUGACGACUCCGGCCACGAUGUGAGACUCAUCGUAGGAUGUGGAGCUCAAUCCACGAGAGAAGCGAUAAAGCUUUGCAAAGAUGCCGCGUCUGCUGGCGGUGACGCGGCUUUGGUCUUACCACCAAGUUAUUUCGCUUCGUUGCUAUCAUCAAAGCUUCUCCUGGACCACUACCGAAAAGUUGCUGAGGCCUCACCGAUCCCCAUCUUGAUCUACAACUUCCCAGCAGUGCAAAGCGGUCUCGAUAUAACGUCUGAUCAAAUCAUCGACUUGGCGCAGCACCCUAAGAUUGUAGGCGUCAAACUCACGUGCGGCAACACAGGAAAGCUGGCUCGGGUUGUGGCUGCUACCAAGAAUUCCAACUUUNUGACCUUUGGAGGAUCUUCCGACUUUCUGUUGCAGACUCUAGCGGUAGGAGGCGCUGGAGUUAUAGCAGGGCUGGCCAACCUCGCGCCAACAACGAAUGUGCGAGCAAUGCAAGCAUAUGAGGCUGGCGAGCUUCAACGAGCACGCGAAAUACAGGAAGUCCUGGCGGAAGCGGACUGGGUCGCGAUCAAAGGCGGAUUCGUAGCUGUCAAGGUCGGGCUCAAUGAUGCCUUUAGCUACGGAGGAGCUCCGAGGUCGCCAUGUGCAAUGCCUGAGGCGAAUGUGCAGUCAGAGAUGACGGCCGGAUUUGCUCGACUGCUCGAGCUCGAGCGUAGUCUCCAGAAGAAGCUGUAG
Messenger RNA from Aureobasidium musti, 987 nucleotides. The record is from the annotation of a GenBank genome assembly. Lineage: Eukaryota; Fungi; Ascomycota; Dothideomycetes; Dothideales; Saccotheciaceae.